Amoebophrya sp. A25 is the source of this 959-nucleotide messenger RNA. NCBI's taxonomy places the organism in Eukaryota, Dinophyceae, Syndiniales, Amoebophryaceae. The record is from the annotation of a GenBank genome assembly.
CAUUCUUGCAUUGCAAAAUGAACGCGCGGAUCGCAUCAAUAGAGGAGACUUUUGGGCCUCACUUUCUCCUCGAGGUGGAUCUUGAGGCUGUGAGGCGAUGUGCCUCAAGCCCAAAUACCACAUUGGAAUUCCAAUGCGUCCAAGAUGAGCAUGAAGGUAUCUCGCAAUUCACGCGCGCGGACGAUAACGAAGCUCGAGAACGACGAACGGCACGGAUUGAUUCUUUCCUCAAGGCUUUUCUGCUAUUGCAAUUUCUAGAUGUGAAGGACUAUUUUUUCAUCCUGUACGACUGUCCUCGCCGAGCAGUAGGGGAAGGGAUGCUACUCGAGCAGCGUUAUCAGGCCUUUGAGUUGUUGUUUCAAUGCUGGUGUCAGAAGGGAUUGAGCGAUAUUGGAAGUUGCGACGCCGGCUCUGGUGGAGAGGCGUGCGACAAGAGACGAAGUAUACUAGAGGAGCAAGAGGUGGAGAAGGACAGCAACUCUGUGGCGCAAACUACUUUUCUUCAGUCGUCUCCAUUCGGACAGUUCUAUGCCUCAAACUUUGAACGCUGUUUGGAAGAGGUGUGCGUUUCCGCAGAUCGAUGGCAAACAGCCUUUGAAAGUUGGGCUAGGGUGGCUCGGAUUCUGCCGAACAAGGACGUUCAUACUGUGAAAGAGGAUGAAGACAAUGACGAUCUUACAAGAUAUGCAAAUGGUACUGCUUGCAGUCGUCAUCUUACAAGAUAUGCAGAUGGUACUGCUUGCAGCCACCUAGACAAUCCUCGCAAUGCUUCAUCGCCACUCCCCGAAUCCGAUGACGCGACUGCCCAAGCAUCCCCAGACGCACCACUUACUUCAUCGCCUCAACAAUCCGACCACAGUAUCCCAAGUCCAUCUAGAAGAAAACAAGACGCGCCUUGUCGCGUCUAUCAACCUUUUUUCUCAGAUGGCGUAUGUGCCACACACGUACAAGGCCUGGAG